AUGCAUCUGUAUCUGUUAUUUGUUGUAGUUGCAAUCGCAAAUUCUCACAGAAUACCGGCUCAAUACUUCUCAGGUAUAAAAACACCCGUGCAACGAAUGAAAUUACAGAUACCGGAACAGUCUCAAUUCGAGUUGGUGCUCAGCAAGAGACUUUCAAUCUAGACUUGACAACUCUACUCGACAAAACAAUCGUUUUUAGCAAGGAAUGUCUGACUACACAAUGUCUAAAUUUCAGGGACAUUCUUCAUGUUUAUGACGAUUCGUAUGUAACAUUAAUUACAAUUUAGGCUUCUUCAGAAAUGAUCAACAUAACAAUACUUCGACCUUUCUGCCAGGUCUUAAUUGCGAGAAUUUAAAUUCGGUUCCAAUUGCUGUAAGUGCGCUCAAAGAACACAAGAAAUUUUUGAUUUGUCAAAAUUUAUGACACUUUUUGCAGGUUGGUUCGCUCAAAUUCACCGCCGACUUUUCCACCUUUCAUCCCAACGGAGAUCUGUUGGACACCAGCGAUUUAGAAGAAAAAAGUUUCAAACAUUUUGAAGGGUAUCUUCCUCUGCGUUUUGGACGUGAUCAUUUAUUUGAUACGGCUUUUGAACAUGUUCCAUUGGAGCCUAGAACAGUCACAUUUGUUCCAGCAAUAUCUGGGGUAAGCUGCGGGAUUCGACAGCUUUAAUACAACGACGUCUUCGGCUUUGUUUUUUUUCACCAACGCUUGACGCAUUGCCUUGAACUUAAUUUAGUCAUCAUUUUCCUAAUUUUUCAGUCACUUGAAUCAGGCAUGUACAUAGGAGACUACCCUCCAAACCUAUGCGAGCCAUUCGGCGAGAUGGUCCAAACGAGAAAGGCCCAUGGAACUGACAGUUUAUUGCUAAUGAACCAUUCACGGUAAACAACAAAUUCUUGUGGAAAAACAUAAAAGUUUAGUGUCACUUUUGGAGCCAACACGUAUGAUUGGAACGUUUUCAUUGCCGCAGGGCCAAAGUUUGUAUUUAAUCAAAACCCCGCGACCAAAUUCUUUGGUCGAUUAGUUGCAGAGAAACGGAUUUCGGAGAAAGAUUUCCAGGCCCUUCCCCCGAAUAUUACGGUACCUUUACCCGGUAUUGGACAUGUUGUAAUUUUGAGAGAAAGCUUUUACGCGAAGGAUGGUGGCUUUUACUACCCACUUUACAUUAUUGGAGUAUGUUUAGUCGUGUAGAUUAUGCUCGAUCAUUUUGGCAAUCUACAUUGCUAUUUUAGGGAUGGGCCGGCGAUUUUGGAUUGAACCAAGCGACUAUCAAGGAUAAGUGCUUUAGAUUGGACAAAACAAGCGGAGAAUGGACUUGGGGAUUCUCCCAUAGAACCAUUAAACCUGAAAUUGGAAUAACAAGGGCGUUCAAUUGGUCUGUACAAUAA
Bursaphelenchus xylophilus (pine wood nematode) is the source of this 1389-nucleotide messenger RNA. NCBI's taxonomy places the organism in Eukaryota, Metazoa, Nematoda, Chromadorea, Rhabditida, Aphelenchoididae. The record is from the annotation of a GenBank genome assembly.